This is a messenger RNA of Pleurotus ostreatus (oyster mushroom), 4350 nucleotides long. RefSeq lists its product as uncharacterized. NCBI's taxonomy places the organism in Eukaryota, Fungi, Basidiomycota, Agaricomycetes, Agaricales, Pleurotaceae. The record is from RefSeq and is a predicted model, not a curated record. Gene Ontology annotation, molecular function: FMN binding; sulfite reductase (ferredoxin) activity; NADP binding. Bases 1 to 4350 code for a protein of 1449 amino acids. The transcript is spliced from 6 exons. Gene Ontology annotation, biological process: sulfate assimilation; amino acid biosynthetic process. Gene Ontology annotation, cellular component: sulfite reductase complex (NADPH).
AUGGCAGCAGCUGCAGUCGCACGAAUCACUUACUUGACUUCGGAUGUCAUUGUAGAGGCCCGUUCUUCAUCACAUUCUCUAUUUGCAGAGACAUAUGCGACAGUGGCAAAAUCGUCGCACCACGAGCCGACCAUCGUGCAACUACCUAUAGGAGCAGAUGUCGGUGCUGCUCUCGUCCGCAAUUCAGGCGCUAGCAUUAUCUCACUCACAGCUCCAUCAAGCUCGCAACUAGUCUCCCGCCUCGUGUUACAUCUCCCCGAAAUUUCCGCACGACCGACUGUCCUUAACAUUGCAGUCACCGAUGACCUCUCAGAUGUCCUGCUACUUCGCUCCGCGGCCCCGUUCUUCCUGGUAUCAACUACUGGGCAGCAAGCGCAUGACAACGCUCUGCUUGCAGCUCGCUUAGCACGAGCAGAGCAUAAAGCUGUUAUCCACGUCUUCUACGCCCGACGGUCCGACGAACCCGUAAUUGAGAUCCCAACGGACGAAGUGUUGCCAUUUCUCAUGGACGGCAAGCGCGGGGCUCCUAGCCAUGUGUCUAACGGGCUUGCAACUGUACCGGCUAAUGGUGGAAUCAUCGAACGAGCCGCCACCAUCUACACACCGGAAACUAGCAGCGGCGAAACAUCCCCAGAGCACGCCAUCACUGACGAUCUAGCCCUGCUCGAAAAUUUCAAAUCCUACGAGUCUGCGUCCCUCGCCACUCACCAACUCACCCACAGAAUAGCUCUGCCAUUCACGACCCACAGCUCACCCGAUGCCCAUACGGUCAUUUUCACGGUUGGAAAAGUCGACUCCCCAUUGGACGUGGAAGGGGUCACGUUUGUUCAAGUCUCACUUAUAAGUCCAUUACUUCCCAGCCGUAUCCUAGCCUCCAUCCCCUCGACCGCCAAAACAGUCAUUGUUCUGGAACAUGUAUGGCAUUGGUCAAUGAAAUGGCCGCCACUUUAUCUGGAGGUCGCCAGUAGUUUGCAGCAGUUACAGCGUGAACAUCGUCCUACUGUUUACUCCGGGAUCCUUGGGGAUACUUCCGAUGUUUCGCGCAUCGAUAUACUGAAGUUAGUUCAGCAAAUCCCUACCGAUUCCUCACUUGUGUUGGGUAGCCCUCCUGCUUCCCCUUCAGCAACGAUCCCGCGCGUCCCGACACACGAGCUGUCCUACACCAAAGUCCUCACCCAUGUCUUUGCAGACCGACUAGAAAUUUCGAACUCGCCUUCUCUCGUAGAAUCGCAUGGUGACCUCGCCACUACCCCUGAAUUCGCCCUUGGUCGCAUUCGUGCUCAGGUGCAGCAGCGCGAAGAACUUGUGGAGUCCAUCCAGGAGCUUUUGCAAGACAACGCCUUCGAUACCGAUCUGCAUGCUCUCCUAAGUAAAUGGGUUCUCGCUAAAGACGACCAAGCGAAGAGCCGAACUUUGGGGGCUCAGCUUGUUGAAAAGCUAUCGUCUUCGAAAGGCAAACACCCGGCUGUUGACCGUAUCCUCGCUCUUCAGUCCCUACUUCCCGCUACGUCAAAAUGGAUCAUCGGUUCAGAUGCCUGGUCCUACGACAUCGGCGCGUCUGGCUUGCACCAUGUUAUCGCGUCUGGGCUUAAUAUCAAUAUCCUCAUUCUCGACACCCUCCCAUACUCUGCUCGCAACACCGUCGACCCCAAUCGCCGUAAGCAUGACGUUGGGUUGUACGCUAUGAACCACGGCGACGUCUAUGUUGCUAGCGUUGCCGUCUAUUCCUCGUAUUCCCAUGUUCUGCAAGCCAUAACGGAGGCUGACCGCUUCAAUGGUCCUAGCGUUGUCCUAGCGUACCUCCCAUAUCAAAGUGAAUCCACACCAGCGCUUGAUAUCCUCAAGGAGACAAAGCUCGCGGUCGAUGCCGGUUACUGGCCUCUGUACCGAUGGAAUCCUAGCAAGGAGGCGGAGGGGAAGGAACCCUUCUCUCUCGAUUCUGCCGCCAUUAAGAAUGAACUACAGCAAUUCCUUGACAGGCAAAAUCACCUCUCGCAGCUUGUUCGAUCCAAGCCACAAAUUGCGUCGGAGUUGGUUAGUAGUUUGGGAGAGAACGUGAAGGAGGCGAGGAGGAAACACGCACAGAAACUGUUUGACGACAUGCUCACUGCUCUUGACGCCCCUCCUCUACUCAUUCUGUACGCAUCCGACGGUGGCACGGCGGAGAAGAAGGCAAAGCGACUGGCAAGACGCGCUACUGCACGAGGCCUGUCUACUACCAUUAAUACAGUGGAUUCAGUAUCCCUUGAUGGACUAUCCAAGGAAGAGCACGUCGUCUUUGUCGUUUCGACGGCUGGUCAAGGAGAACCUACACAGAAUGCUCGUACAUUCUUCAAGGCACUCAACGCUGCUGUAGCUCGAGGGGAGCAAAUCUUGACAAAGCUUCGCUACUCAGUGUUUGGCAUGGGAGAUAGCCACUACUGGCCGCGCCCGGAAGAUUCACAUUACUACAACAAACCGGGAAAGGAUUUGGACGCUCGCCUAGAGAAGCUUGGGGCGCAGCGCCUUGCUGACCUUGGACUAGGUGAUGAUCAGGAUGCAGACGGCCCAGAGACGGGAUACAAGGAGUGGGAGCCUCGCAUUUGGAAAGCUCUAGGCGUUGACUCCAUUGAAGUAACUGAAAUCGAGCCCGACCCGAUUACGAACGAGCAUAUCAAAGCAGCUUCGGGUUACCUACGUGGUACAAUCGCUGAAGGUCUCCAGGACGCCACUACCGGUGCAUUGGCGGCUAGCGACACGCAACUUACCAAGUUCCACGGUAUUUACCAACAGGACGAUCGUGACAUUCGCGACGAGCGCCAGGCACAAGGUGUUGAGCCUGCUUACUCGUUCAUGAUUCGCGUGCGGAUGCCCGGUGGGGUUUGUCUACCUAAUCAAUGGCUCCAAAUGGAUCAGAUUGCGGAUGAGCAUGGAUCGGGAACGUUCAAGAUCACGACGCGACAGACUUUCCAGUUCCACGGCGUCAUCAAAAGACAUCUGAAACCUGCCAUCCAGGAUAUCAAUCGCGUCCUCCUUGAUACUUUAGCUGCGUGUGGUGAUGUCAAUCGUAAUGUUGUCUGCUCAUCGAUCCCGAGUUUUUCGAAGCUCCAUACCCAGGUAUAUGAGUUCUCAAAGGGAAUAAGUGCUCAUCUCGUUCCGCGUACUACGGCAUACCAUGAAAUAUGGCUGGACAAGAAGCUGGUCGCAGGAGAGGCCCUUAAGGACGUCGAACCUCUCUAUGGGGAGUUCUAUCUUCCGAGGAAGUUCAAAGUUGCCGUCGCCGUACCUCCCACCAAUGAUGUCGAUGUAUUUGCGAACGAUUUGGGCUUCAUUGCCAUUGUCGACGGGAGUGGCGAACUGGCAGGCUUUAACGUUACAGUUGGAGGUGGCAUGGGUGUCACUCAUGGUAACAAGAAGACCUACCCUCGCCUUGGAGAUAUCAUUGGUUUCUGCACUUACGAGCAGGGCAAGAAAGUCGCCGAGGCCGUGAUGCUCACCCAGCGCGAUAAUGGCAACCGUGCGGAGUACAAUGCCCGGUUGAAGUACACCAUUGACCGCAUGGGCCUAGACGUGUUCAAGGCAGAAGUGGAGAAACGGCUAGGGUACCCCCUAGCCCCUCCGCGACCAUACACCUUUGACCGCAAUGUCGACGACUUUGGCUGGUCCAGGGGUGAAGACGGCAGGCACCACUUUACCAUGUUCAUUGAAAACGGACGCAUACAAGAUGAGCCUGGCCGUGAUUUCAAGACAGGCCUUCGUGAAGUCGCCAAGGUCCUCAGAGGCUCCUUCCGCCUGACGACCAACCAACACCUUCUGAUCUCGGACAUCCCUACUGAAGAUGUUCCUGCUAUCAAAGAGAUCCUCGCCAAGUACAAGAUGGACAAUCUAUCACAGACAGGGCUGCGCCUUUCGUCAUCUGCCUGCGUUGCAUUCCCUACUUGUGGUUUGGCUAUGGCAGAGUCAGAGCGGUACCUGCCCAUACUUGUUGACAAGUUGGAGAAGAUAUGUGAAGAGAACGGCCUACGCAAUGACUCUAUCAUCAUGCGUAUGACCGGUUGUCCCAAUGGUUGCGCGCGCCCUUAUGUUGCAGAAAUUGCUUUCAUCGGUAAAGCACCUGGUACUUACUCGAUGCUGCUUGGUGGUGGUUAUUACGGCCAGAGGUUGAAUAAGAUUUACCGAGAAUCCGUGACCGAACCCGAAAUCCUUGCCAUCCUCAAGCCCAUGAUCAAGCGGUAUGCCCUAGAACGACACGAGAACGAGAAAUUCGGCGACUGGACAAUCCGAGCUGGCUAUAUCUCGGCAACGACGUCAGGAAUAGAGUGGUACGAAGGAAUGGGCGGUGAAGGUCAAUAUAGGGAAGUUGUAGCAUAA